CAAAAAAUCAUAGGGCGAAAGCCUAGUUGAGUGGAAAAAUUAGUCUUAAAAAGGUAUAGUUGUAAGCACAUGGCCGGAAAAUCGUCUAAAGUCCCGUUGAACGGCCGGGAAUUAGGUGACUUUGUCAAGAAAUCCGAUGAACCCGAAGGCAUAUGUGAAUUGAUAUUUGGGUUCUUAGACGAAGGCCUCGAGUUUUACUCGUCGGAAUGUUCGUUGGAUUCGAGCAUUAGCUAUAGUAGUGGAGAGAUAAUGCAUGCGGAGGACGAUGAAAAUGUAAACAAUAGUGAGGAGAACAAGGCGUUUUGGGAAUCACAAAGGGAGCUUCUUCACACAACACUGUGUAGGACAACUUCUUUUGAAUCAUUAGUCAGAAAAGCUACAAAGGAGGCUCUAAAAGAAUUGAAAUCAACAGGCAUCAAUUGCAACUGCAAGAAAAUGGUAGCAGAUAGUUGUAGGAAAUGUACACAAAAUGAAAUCUCCGAACGCCUUAGAAACGCAGGUUAUAAUUGCUUCAUUUGCAAGUCUAAGUGGAAAAGCUCGCGCGAAAUGCCUUCAGGUGAACACACAUAUAUGGAAGUGGUGCAGAAUCCAAUUUCAAAAAAGGGAGAAAUAAUGAAGGUGAUCAUAGAAUUGAAUUUCAGAGGAGAAUUCGAGAUGGCACGAGCUAACGAAGAGUACAAUGGUCUAGUGAAACAAUUGCCAGAAGUAUACGUAGGAAAAAUUGAGAGGCUUAGGAAUCUAAUAAAAAUAUUAUGUUGUGCAUCUAAGAAGUGUAUGAAGGAAAAGAAGAUGCACAUGGCUCCGUGGAGGAAGCAUAAGUACAUGCAAGCUAAGUAUGUCGGCACGCCGGAGAUGAAGCCGGAGCCAGUUUUUCCGGCGGUGAACAAUUUACGACGGUUAGUAGCAAGACCAAGAGCUUAUUCUAUGCUCACUUUCGAUUUGCUGGAAAGCUUGCCGCCGCCGCCGCCGCCGGGAUUAUAUUCUACGGCGAUUAAAGUUAUUUGAUGACGAUGUUAAAUUUUCUAGUAUAGUGCAGUGGUACGUAGAAAUUAGAAUAUUCCUAUUUUGCUCUUGGAAUCUCGAAUAAGAUCACAUGUAAAAUGGUGAGAGAUAUAGUUCGAAUGUUUGCGUAUGUAUUUUCUUAUUAGUGUAAGAAUAGUUAGUUAAGUAAUUAUUUUUAGAGUGUUUGUUUAUGUAUUUUGCCUUGAAGCUGGUUUUCGAAUAGUUAGUUAAGUAAUUAUUUUUA
Molecule: messenger RNA, 1246 nt
Organism: Nicotiana tabacum (common tobacco)
Lineage: Eukaryota; Viridiplantae; Streptophyta; Magnoliopsida; Solanales; Solanaceae
Source: RefSeq, a predicted model, not a curated record